AUGGCUACGGCGGCUAAGGCCCUUUUUUUCUUAGGCAUUGCUUUCCUUUCUUGCAGUUCAAUAGGUGCAUCCCGUGCCCUUGUGACUCAUCACCGUAGCCUCCUUGAAAACACGAGUCUUGCAAUAUUUGAUGUAACAAAAUUUGGUGCCGUGGCAGAUGAUAAGAAAGACAAUAUUGAAGAAUUUACAGCUGCAUGGCAAGCAGCAUGCAAAAACAGUACAACUCAAGCAAAGGUUUUGAUCCCAAAGGGAACAUUUCGUGCUGGCCCAACUAUGUUUGCUGGGCCAUGUACAAGCCCAAAGCCCAUAAUCGUUGAAGUUGAAGGACAUAUUAAAGCCACCACAGAUCCAUCUGAUUACGUGAGUCCAGAAUGGUUCACAUUUCUAGACAUUGAUGGCUUCAUGUUGACUGGCAAAGGAGUUUUCGAUGGCCAAGGAGCUGUUAGUUGGCCAUUGAACGACUGCAGGCAGACCAAGGGAAAUUGCGCUCCUCUUCCAUCUUCACUGAAAUUCGACGGGGUGAAUAACUCGGUUGUGACAAACAUCACUUCCUUGAAUAGCAAGCAGUUCCACUUUCAUCUUCAUGGGUGUAACAACAUAUCAUUUUCUAACCUCAACAUAACAGCUCCCGGAAAUAGUCCAAACACAGAUGGCAUGCAUAUUAGCACGAGCGAUAGGAUUAACGUGUCCAGCAGCAUCAUUGGAACUGGCGAUGACUGCAUUUCCAUUGGACACACAGCCACCAACAUUACUAUCACUAACAUUACCUGUGGCCCUGGUCAUGGCAUCAGUGUUGGAAGCCUUGGUAAGAGGCCAGAAGAACGAAGUGUGAAUGGCGUUACCGUUACAAAUUGCACAUUCAUUAAAACAACCAACGGUGCCAGAAUCAAAACUUGGUUGGGGACAGUUCCAGCGGAAGCCAAAAAUAUUGUCUAUCAAGACCUCAUCAUGGACAGCGUCCAGAAUCCCAUUAUUAUUGACCAGAGUUAUGGUUCCAAAACGUUAAGAGCGCCAUCAAUUUCAGUGUGGAAGAUUAGCAAUGUUCAUUUCCGCAAGAUAAGAGGAACUACAGUCUCAAAUGUUGCUGUAUCUUUGCAAUGUAGCACAGCAAACCCUUGCUUAGGAGUUGAGGUAGCCGAUAUUGAUUUGGCUUAUGCUGGUCGUCCGCAAAAUACAACUUUCGUAUCCUCUUGUGCCAAUGCAAAGGCUAUUUUCGGAGGGAAACUCAACCCACCAGCUUGUUAA
Abrus precatorius (Indian licorice) is the source of this 1245-nucleotide messenger RNA. Its product is annotated as exopolygalacturonase clone GBGE184-like. The record is from RefSeq and is a predicted model, not a curated record. The transcript has 4 exons. Bases 1 to 1245 code for a protein of 414 amino acids. Lineage: Eukaryota; Viridiplantae; Streptophyta; Magnoliopsida; Fabales; Fabaceae. Gene Ontology annotation, molecular function: polygalacturonase activity. Gene Ontology annotation, biological process: carbohydrate metabolic process.